CCGUCAAAAAUAAAAACAAACAGGAAGAAUAAGAAAAAGAAGUUUGUAGCUUUGAGGCUGGCAGUAACAAUGGAUCAGAAGAUUCCUUAUGAUGACUACCAGCUCCCAGUGGUAUUCCUGCCCUCUUAUGAGAACCCACCAGCAUGGAUACCCCCACAGGAGCGGGUUCAUCACACUGACUACAACAACGAGCUCACCCAGUUCCUGCCUCGUACCAUUGUGUUGAAGAAACCUCCAGGAGCACAGCUGGGCUUCAACAUCCGUGGGGGCAAGGCAUCACAGUUGGGAAUCUUUAUAUCCAAGGUGGUCCCAGACUCAGAUGCCCACAGAGCAGGGCUUCAAGAGGGGGACCAGGUUCUUUCUGUGAAUGAGGUCGAUUUCCAAGACAUAGAGCACUCAAGAGCUGUAGAGAUUCUAAAGACUGCACGAGAAAUACUGAUGAGGGUUCGCUUCUUUCCUUACAACUACCAAAGGCAGAAGGAGAGGACUGUACAUUAGGUGGCAGCAAAGCGAGGGAGAGAUGUGCACAGACGCUUCUCUGCACGUCAUUACCCACCUCCCACAGACUCUGGCCUCCAUUCUGUCUCAGCUUCAAGAUGACUGAUGUAUGACUAACAGACUCAUUCAAAGUGUUCCAUGUAAGGACAAUACAUACUCUGUCGUAGACUCGCUUUCCUCUCUCAGGCAGAAGUCUGAGCACUCCCUAAUCUACUGCGAUACGUGUUGAUUUCUGUUCCAUCAGAAUGCGUUCACAGGAAGUGAAGGAAGCAGAAGCUUCAACAUUUUACACGAUUCAUUAUGUAACUGAUAAAUAUUUUUUAGUCAUGCAUUUAUAGUUCAGCAUUUAUACAGCCUGCAUAAUUUAUGAACUUUUCCUCAAGCCCUAAUUAGAUGUUUCUACUGUAGUCUUAGAAUAUAUAUUUUAAUCAAGUACAGAGUAGCAAACAUGUGUACUGUACACAUUUGCCUUGAUGACACUGAUAAAUAUACAUACACUCAGUUUCCAGUUUAUUAGGUACACCUAGUUAAAAUGAAUGCGGUACAAUACAUCAGCCUGUCAGUAAAUCCUUCCAUCUUGACAGUUCAGUUUUUGUUGAACCUGUUUUAAAAACUUUGACAGAAUAAGGGUGGACUAAAUGUUAGAAAUACACCUAACAGAGUGCUACAAACACCUGAAGGUAGGAUCUGUUACUGUGGUAUGCGUUAGUUUUAGCUAGAUUUACCUUAUGAACUGGCAACUGAGUGUAUAUACAUGUACAAAAUGUACACUUGACAUGGAUUUCAGUACACACUGACACAUAUGGUACAGACUGCUGGGCUUUACACAUCGUAAGAGCAAAUACAAUUUAAAUAUCACUGAUCUAAACAUCACUGUGAAUAUAUUGCAGAUCCUGUUUUUAAAUAUUUACGACCAUUUUUUAAUCGUGUAGGAAAUAUUAAGUUGUGUAAAUACAUUUCAGUGACUGCUGUUGGGGACGCAUUAAUGUUAAGUAUUGAUUUUGUUCAUGUUUCAUACACUAGUUUAACAGAAACUGCACGCUGAAUGAUAUUGUAGUUAUUUAAUGUGUAAACUGAGGUGCCAAACUUCCAACAUUGCAUACGUGCAUAACAGCACACUGCGCCCUGUAUAUUGGUAGAGUCUGUAAUGGAAUCUGUGUGCAGUGGAGAAUCUGAUGUUAGCAGGAUUUCGUUGCAACUGAAGACUUUAUCAGGUACUUCUGUCAUUUUAGCCUCUGUGGUUCAGGUUGUGUUUAUCAGUACAAUCAGCAGAAACAAGCUUUGGCCAUAAAAUCCACAUUCAUUAGAACAGUUAUAGAAAACAGCUGAACACUGCUGGAUGUUACUGCUAGUAUACGCUAAAUAUAUUAGUUUUUAUUAGUUUUGGUGAGACCUGUGUAAACACCUGCCUGCUGCAUCUCAACACUGUCUUAUUUUAUUGUACUCGACUAACUUUCAUACAAAGGAGUAACUUUUGGUUUUCCAUCUGAUAAACUUUAAAGAUGUAAGUGUUAAGACACUGAUAAGGUAGACAAAAUAAAAUGUUUUGAACCUUA
This is a messenger RNA of Morone saxatilis (striped sea-bass), 2054 nucleotides long. It is a transcript of the gene pdzd11, whose product is annotated as PDZ domain containing 11. Gene Ontology annotation, biological process: neurotransmitter secretion; maintenance of epithelial cell apical/basal polarity; protein localization to basolateral plasma membrane. Bases 70 to 498 code for a protein of 142 amino acids. Gene Ontology annotation, molecular function: protein binding. The transcript has 6 exons. Gene Ontology annotation, cellular component: synapse; basolateral plasma membrane; cell-cell junction. The record is from RefSeq and is a predicted model, not a curated record. NCBI's taxonomy places the organism in Eukaryota, Metazoa, Chordata, Actinopteri, Moronidae.